CCGCUACGUGCAAAACAGGCCGCGUUUAGAACUACAUUUCCCACAACGUAUCAGAACGCUUCCAGUCUUCCACGUGAUCGCCAGGAUUCGCAGACUGCAGACGGACGUAUCCCCAUCAAACUAUUUAACGGUGCACGGGUAUUGUAUCGUCAGGAAUCACUGAAAACAUCAGUAAAUCAGUUCAGAGAGGGAAAAGUUCAUUUGCACCAGAAACAUCAAACAUUUUCCACCUUUUCUCAAAAUUGAGAAAUGACAGAUCGAACGAACAACUUCCCUCCUCUGCCGAAGUUUCUUCACAUAAAGCCAUGUUUUUACCAGAAUGUGGACGAGGAAAUUCCGCAACCCCACCGCCAUCUUGUGCGUCGUAUUUACAAUCUUUGGAUGUUAUACUCUAUCACACUAUGUGUUAAUGUGGUGGCCUGCAUAGCCUGGUGGGCUGGAGGGGGUGGAGCGGUCAACUUUGGUUUUUCGCUCCUUUGGCUGCUGAUUUUCAGCCCAUGCAGCUAUACCUGCUGGUUCAGGCCGCUCUAUAAAGCAUUCAGGGCUGAUAGUUCCUUCAACUUCAUGGCCUUUUUCUUCAUUUUCUUCCUGCAAUGUGUUCUCGCCUUCUUCCAGUGUCUUGGAAUAUCAGGUUGGGGUGCAUGUGGUUGGCUUGCCACAGUGAUGUUUUUCAACACAAAUGUAAUCUCGGCUAUAUUCAUGCUCAUCUGUACUCUGCUCUUUACCGUAGUUACGGUUCUCAUGGUGCUUGUCCUCAUCAAGGUCCAUCGACUAUAUCGUGGUGGAGGAGGCAGUUUUCAGCGGGCACAGGAAGAAUGGAGCACGGGUGCAUGGAAGAACCCCACUGUGAGAGAAGCUGGAUUUAACGCCAUCUCUGAAACCGGCCCAAGCCUGCCUCAGUAUCCAGCCGCUGUGCCCAACUACCCAGAGAGCGGACCCUGGUGAUACCUUUUCUGAACUACAGAUGGAGCAAAAGUUCCACUGUUUGUCUUAAUGUUAAAGGGGCAGUUUGCAGAGGGACCUUACCCAAUAUUUUUGUGCCACUUCAGCCAGAUCACGGACUUGUGAAUGGUUAUUUUGCAUUUGUACAAUCUUUUUUUUUUUUUUAUUGCGAAAAGAUUGAAUGUUAAUCACUCCUCAAAGAAUGUGUAUAAACAUAGUUUCUUUUCUUUUGAGCUAUCAAGAGUAGAUCUCUUGAACACUUUAAAGCUGAUUUAAAUAGAAGUGAAUGAUGAUCGAAAAUGUGUCAAACCCCUGUUCUGGGUACAAAUACUGUCAGAAACAGACGCUAACCAGAAGGUUAAAUGACCAACCAAAAUAAGCAAACUGCUCCUUUAAAGACAUCUCAACACAUACUACUCUCAAACUGACAACAAAAUGGUGGAACAUUAGUACAAAAAUAGCAAAAAAUGGACACUGUAAUAUUACAUUGAUGAAUUGAUUUCCGUUCAUCUGAGCCUUGAUUUUUCAUGUCAUUCCAUUGACUUGUCUGAGAAUGAAAAGAAUAGUUGCGUAUCAGAUUUUUAAAUUAGUCCAUCUUUGAAAGAUCACGUAAAAAGAAAUUGAUAGGAAUGCACAUAUACACACACACACACACACUCUACUAAUCAAAUGUUUUUGAAUGGUAAGAUUUUUUUUAAUGUUUUUAAAAAAAAAUAAAAAAAAGUCUCUUCUGCUCACCAAGGCUUCAUUUAUUUGAUUUAUUUGAAAGAACAGCAUUUAUCUGAAUUAGAACGCUUUUGUAACAUCACUACCGUUCAAAAGUUUGGGGUCAGUAAGAUUCUUGGAAAGAAAUUAAUACUUCUAUUCAGCAAGGAUGCAUUAAAUUGAUCAAAAGUGACAGUAUAGACAUUUAUAAUGUUGCAAAAGCUUUAUAUUUCAGGUAAAUGCUUUUCUUUUGAACUUUCUAUUCAUCAAAUAAUCCUGAAAAAAAAAUUGUACACAACUGUUUUCAACAUUGACAGCUGUAUUUUGGAUCAAAUAAAUGAAGCCUUGGUGAGCAGAAGAAACUUCUUUUAAAAACAUUUAAAAAAAAAAAAAAAAAUCUUACCGUUCAAAAACUUUUGACCGGUAGAGUGUGUGUGUGUGUGUGUGUGUGUGUGUGUGUGUGUAAAAAAAUAAAAUAAAUAUAUAUAUAUAUAUAUAUAUAUAAAUUUUAUAUAUAUAUAUAUAUAUAUAUAUAUAAAUUUUAUAUAUAAUACACAGUCACUUUACUGUUUUAGGGAAAGUGAUUUUUUUGAGAGGGGAAAAAGCAUGUCUGAGUGUUCUUUUCUAAAUCAUGGCAGCUUUUCUAUUUACCUCAAGACAUUCAGUCUUGCAUCACUUCCACUUCAGCGCUUUUGCAGUUACAAAAUUUUUUACUUCGGUUAAUUAUUCACUUAGACUUUUAUGAUUCACAAGCAUGAAUUAAAUGUCUUUGUAAAUGGUAUGAUUUGCAUAUGACACACCCCUUUUAUACACUGCAGCAAAGCAUUGCAGAUUUUUAUAUAUAUAUAUAUAUAUAUAUAUAUAUAUAUUUGACCGGGAAUGUUUCCUUGCAAACACGCCUUGUGCCUGAUGUCUUUCUGUUUAAAGCUUUUCACGUCUUUUGAAACGAAGACCGCCUUAAUUCUUCAUGCCUAUUAAGCAUGUGUGAACCAAUAGCUUUCGAGUUUCCCUCAAGUGCUACAACUUUUAUUAGUGGAUGUUGCUAUAUCCUGUGCUAUUUUUACUAUUGGCUUAUAAAUAUGCAUUUCCCAUUUAUUCCUUCAUUCAUCUCACUGUGUUUACAGUUGUGGUUGGCUGGAGGCUAAGACACUCAUUUUUAAUAUGUGACUUUAUCUUUGGUCCCUUUUGCUCGAGAUCUCCCUCCACAGAGCCACAGGAGGUUGAUUUUGCAAAGUUUAACAACUGGCUUUGUGUAGCCAAUGUAUUUAACAAUCCUGCAUAUGAAAUGUGACUGGAAUAGCUCUCCAACUUCAGUUCAAUAAAAACAUUCCUUUUAAGACAGAA
This is a messenger RNA of Ctenopharyngodon idella (grass carp), 2991 nucleotides long. RefSeq names its product secretory carrier membrane protein 4 (gene scamp4). The record is from RefSeq and is a predicted model, not a curated record. Gene Ontology annotation, biological process: protein transport. Bases 250 to 945 code for a protein of 231 amino acids. Gene Ontology annotation, cellular component: trans-Golgi network membrane; recycling endosome membrane. The transcript is spliced from 7 exons. NCBI's taxonomy places the organism in Eukaryota, Metazoa, Chordata, Actinopteri, Cypriniformes, Xenocyprididae.